GAAAAUGCUGUUCAAAAUCGUGCGCGGCGGAGUGUGUUGCUUCGACGACGCCGUCCGUUUUAUUCCGGCUCAUGGAAAAUCUUUUUUCCUUGUUUAUUCUUUUUAAACCAUGUGCAACGGAAUAAUAUAGCUUUUUAUCGAAUAGAAAUACAGGUGUCGGCAGACUCCAGCGUAAACUGUCUACCGACGCCAUGGAGGGUUCCAAAGUCGACGUGUACGUCAAGCGGACAGCUUCGGCAAACGAGACGCAGCUUUUAUUCCGAGAACUUGAGACACGUAUUAAGGAGCCACUAUGGCUUCAGGGCCGCACGCUGUGUGACCGGGUCAUCAGGGCCUGUAACCAUCAACUCGGUCUUGGAUCCCUGGACUUGGAGCACAUUAGCCAACUGGUAAAACUCGUGGAGCUGGCCCUCCGGGGCUACGAUCUGCCCGCUUUUACCCAAAACAGUCCGUUAUACAUGGAAAAGAUCCUUUUCCAUAUCAUUAAGAAGCUCAGCUCCCUGCAAGUCCACAGUCUGUGCAGCCAUGUUGCGGCGCUACUUCAUGCCAGGCUUGCCCCCAUGCAGCAGGUUGACGACUAUGACGUUGUGGUGCAGAGCUGCUUCUCAGUUCUCUGGAAUGGUCUGGAUGGUGCUGCCGUGGAACGGGGAAGCCUCGGCCUCAAAGAUAAACUCCACUGGCAGUUUCAAGCCCUCAGCUUCCUUCUGCUGUUGGACAAAGAAAGUCAUCCUGCGUCCAUUUCCAAGGCUCCUGUGUACGCCAAGCAUGCUGUCAGUGAAUUUACCAAAGGGUGCGAAGCAGCAAGUGAAGACAUGGUUCCAAUUCUUCUCCAAGAAAUGCAUGCACUUCUGACCCAAUGUGAUGGAUCCAAGCUUCAUACGCUGGUUGAAAUGGUGUUGGUUGUCAUGAGGACGCUAUGUAAAGGCGGCCGCUACAAGCCAGCCUUGGCAUUUCUCCAUCAAGUUAGGGACAAGAUGGGAUGUGUUGCAGACGGUCAUGCUGCGGCUCUGGAGCUGGGGAAAUGGGCGAUAAGAAUGAGCUCUAUGAAGAUGGUGGAUGCUGGAUGGCAGACGCUAGAUCAGGCUUUGAGAGAGUGUGCCAGGACCUUGAGGUCUCUUCCUCACCAUCUCGGUGACGGAGAAGCUCACUGUGUCCUGGAAGGAUGUGAAUUGGUGGCGUGGGUUAUGGAAAGCCAUCACAAGAAGGGAUUUAGUGGCCAUGUGCUGCUGGCCUGCUUUGCUUUUCUUGAGGAGCACCAAGACCUGAUGAUCAGGACUCUGCAGAAGAGCUCAGCCAUCCAAAGUGAGGGCAGCAGACUGCAGGAGGCCCUUUUCUCCAAUAUUCACCAGGGCUUCAUCCUGGCCUACAGGAGCCUAGUGGAGUCGCAGCUGGAGGACGGUGAUACGCUGGCCAGAGUGUUGCUCUACUGCCAAGCCACGGCCGGACGCAUGACCACCCAACUGUCAAACCAAACCCAUCAUGUCAAAGCAGCGAUUGCAGUCAGCAACCUAGCCAGUGGCUUGUACAACCUGCGUCUGUAUGAGCAGGCCUUCACUCUGGUUGAGAUCCUGUGUCACCAUCUGGGCAAGAACGGCCCCGCCGCACUCUCUGUUGACAGGCUGAGCCGACCCUUCAUGCUGGCCGUGCAGACGUCUCGGAAGGCAGGACGCCUGGAGAGGGCACUGGACUGGGUGGUCCUAUGGCUCAAGGCCCUGGGGGACAACAUGACUUUGCACAUGACGGAACCCAUCUCUCUGUGGGUGAAAGCCAAGAUGGAUGCAGCACGCACCUCUCAAGAGGACAUCCGACUCAGAACAAUACGUGAUGGUUUUGGUCUUGGUGCUCUGGAUGAAGGCGUGCUGCUGUGCCUUCUGGACGAGGAGUUGCGAGCCUACAAGGAGGAGGCGGGUGACACGUCUCAGGAGCGCUACAACACACUUUGCGACCUGCUUGACAUCUGUCACGAGGAGAGCCCACACACCCAUCUACGUGCCGUCUACCUGUGUGAAAUGGCCCAGGUUGUUUGUUUCCAGGAUUUCAGCGAGCAGACAGAUUGUACGGCUGUCGAUUUUACCCUUGAGGCUUUACGGCUCCUGGAAGAGGAAGCAGAGACGCCUGAGAAUGCUGAGCAACUGAAGGACGCCAAAGCCCAUGCUCUGCUUUGGCUCUAUAUUUGCACUCUUGAGAAAAAUCUUCAGGGGGCUAUUGACAGGGACAGGAAGUUUGAGGAGAUGAGUCAGCAGUCUCCAGUUAUACAAAACCCUAUUGGGACCAAUGACUUGGAUUAUGAAGACAAGCAGAAGAAUGAGGACAACAUCUUGGUGUACGACAAUCUGCACUUCAACUUGGCUGCACACAACAAAAUGUGCCAACCUUUGGAAAGAGCACUGAAUGAGUGGGCUGCUCUUCUCCAUGCUGGGAUGCUGCCCUCUGUGAGGAACCCAAAGCAGACCUGCAGCUCUAUUGUGAUGGCUGCAGCUCUCCUCACACUCAUGGGAAAGCCUCUAAAAGCUUUGGAAGCCUAUCAACUUGCUGUGAAACUUUCCUGCCAACUUGCCGACACCCAAGUAGGCGUGAGCGCCCUCUGUCAGUCAGCCAUCCUCCUCUUGGAAAUGGGCUCCACGGAAGUGGCUUUGGCCCAGAUCGAACAAGCAGAGAGAAUUGCUUCUGAUGCCAGCACUGAUGGACCUUCCACUGGUUCCCUGCUGCUCAUUUUACUGAGAGCUGAGUAUUAUUACAGGACAGGACAGGUGGAUCGUGGGGUGGCGUAUCUGUCUGUCGUGCUUAAAGAGGCCAACGAGCAGCGGCAUUGUCGAAGUUGGUAUUUACUGCGAGCUCAAGCCCUUCAGAUCUGCACCUCCUACCUGAGUUUGAACACAAGUUCACUGCCACCAGACCAACGGAGCUGCAUCACACAGCAUGGUUUGAAAAGCCCAGACGCUGCCUUAUAUGAAAGCCUCAAGCUGCUCAACAGCCUGCUGCACACUUUUGUGGGGAAAUGCUUAUAUGGACCCACUGGGAAUGGCUCAAAUGUGCGCUUCAUUGACAACGGAAAUAACCUUGUCUUUAAAUGGCGUCUGCUCUCCCAACUUUUGAACUGUGCAAAGAAAAUGGUUGGGCUGAGAGCCAGCUGUGGUGCUGUCAAUGAUGCCCGGCUCCAGUGUCAAGAAGCUCUCAAACUGGCCGUCAAGCUGCAAGCGCUCAGCCACUGUGCCGAGCUGUUGGUGAUGAAAGCCGACUUGGAACUGAUGCAGGGGGAGCGAGAAGAAAGUGGAUUUGAUUUAGACAAAGUCAGGAACCUUCUGGAAAGUUGCACAGAUUUUCCAGACACAGAAUGCAAGGCUGAGGUUAAACUCAUCAAAGCAAGGAAAUGUCGUCCAGUGCAGAAGGUUGCCUCUCCAUCGCCUGUGGUAAAAGAUGACCUGAAGGACAUCCUGAGUAUGAGGUGGACUCACAAAGACCCCGUAGUGUGGGACCAGGGUAGCUCUCCGCGUCUAAAAGUCGUACCUUUUCGUUGGCUGUCGUGCCUCACACACAAACCCGCCUGCCCCUGCUCCGGCUGCUCGGAGCCACUUCUGGGCCGGGUCACCGCCCUCUGGGCAGCUGUGCAGGCCGAUGCAGUUCUCCAACUGGAUCCUUCUGAUGCCAAAGUGGGCUUUAAACUGUACUGGGCCACAUUAGCUCGUUGUAAGACUAUCAGUGCCAAACUUGAGGCUAAAUUAGCUGAACUCUUCCCCGUGUCUGGUCCCGCAAAAAGCCCCCCUAAACCCUCUCUGAUGCAGGACGUGGUGGGCCGUGUCUACCUUCACAUGGCUUUUUCUGGCUUGGAACCCAGGCACACCAACUCCUCCAGUACAUGGAAAGUUCUGGAAACUGGUUUGGCAUUUGUUGACUGCGUGCCUUCUCCCGAAGUCAGAGCAUUGAGAGCUGGUCUGAUGGCAGCCAAAGCUGAGGUGUCGUUGAUCGCCAUGUCCGCCAAAAAGGACUGCAGACCAGAGGAGCUUUUCUCUAACGUGUGGACUUGGAAGGCACCAAAACAUUUCAAAGAGCUUAAAUCGGAAAAUCAAACCGCACUGAAGGAGCCCAAAAGUGUGAAGAAGGCCAAAAAUGCCAAGGUUGCUGAGCCAAAGAGCCAGCGAGCACAAACCACGGCUAAAGGGAAGGGUCUACUUCCCCUGACGCCAGCCAUAGUCCCCAUCACUCCAGUCACCAAGUUCUCUGCAAGGGAGCUUAGCGUGUUUGACUUCAACGUGGUACCCUCAUUGACCUUCACUCCUGUUCCCAAGGCCAAAGCCCCCACCUCGGCACGCAAGGCCCAGAGAACUGCCUGUAAGCUGCAGUUCCAAGUCUUUGACGAGUCCUUGCCAGCUCAAGACAAACCUCAAGCGGUGCCCGCUGCUCCACGACGCGCUAAGAAGUCUCGCUUCAAGGUGGAGUUCAGUGACGAGAGUGACACAGAGAACAAUGCUCGGCAAGAACCCACAGAGAGCCAGUCCACUAAGAGAGCCAGCACCAGACGAGCUGCUCUCACAAGUAAAGCUGCCUUGGCCGCCCCUGCUGAGAAGAGCCGACCCACCCGGCAAACGAGGAGCAAGAAGAGCACCGCUCUCCCUCAGGACACCUCCUCAGAAGAUGAAGGCUUGCUGCGUAAGCCUUCAUCUACCAGACGCGGACGAGCCAGAAAGGUGUCCAGCAAGGAGGCGCAGUGGGAGGAGGGGCCAGAGAAAAUGAGGGCCAUAGAGGAGGAGUCGAAUGGACUCGACUUGAGCCUUGACGAUUUAAGGACGUCAGACACCGAGACCGAAGACGUGGACUUGGAGGUGCUGCGGAGGGAUUUGUGUUGCCAUUUUGACACACAUGACUGGCAUGACCAGAGGAACGGGUGUCAAGCCAGAGGACCUCAAACUCAUCUUCCUCAUCUGGACGUUGAGCCAGACAAUCUCUCAUUGGAGGAUAUUCAGGCGUUACUCCGCUCAGCUUGGUUGAGCGUUCAGCACUUCCCCCCUCCUGGCAUUUUCCCAAACCUGUGUUCCUUCCUGGCACUAUCCACGGGACAGCAGGACCCCGUCACUACUGCCAUGCUCCAUUCCCAGUCCCUGGGCGUCAGCAGCCGGCAUCGCACCAUCAGGCAUUUGGCCAGCUGUGUCCAAAAGCUGAAAAAGGCAUCCUCUGAGCUAGCAGAUGAAAUGGGCCACCUCACUCUGGAUGAUUCCAGUCCUGCCGCCCCAACAGCACAAAGACUGACUCACCUGGAGAACAUCUUUUCUUUCCCCACGGCAGAUUCCUCAGCCUUCCCCCAAAGCCACUGCCAGCACUUUCGUCAACAACUUCAACACCUUCCUUCAGGUGUGACCGUGUGCCUGAUGUCCGUGGUCGGAGGAAGAUCUCAGGAAAUGGGCGAAAGCAUCCUCCUGUCACGUCUCCAGAAGGGAUCUGCUCCUGUCACUGUGCACAUUCCCACUUCCACAGAGCCGCACUCUAUCAGGUGGGCGCUCCAGGAGAUGGACAGUAUUUUGGUGGAACAGAAGGCUCUGAAUGGCGUGUCUGAUAAAGCUCAGUGGUGGGACGGCCGCAGGGUGCUUGACUCUCGAGUGGAGCAACUACUGAAAGAGAUGGAGCACUUACUAGGAUGCUGGAAGAGUCUUCUUCUGCCGUGUUCAUCGGAUCCCAAGCUCUCCACCCAGGCCAAGCGCCUUUGUAACAUGUUGCGCACAAAGGGAGUGAUGGCCAGCGAGGAGAUGUUAGAGGCUGUGCUGUGUGCCACCCCCGUGCUCUCCCAAAAAGACUUGCAGAGCUUUGCCCUGGGCGUUUGUCCCCAGUGGGAUGACGAGUGUGAGCAGCUUCUCCACGCUGCUGUUCUGCAGCUUGCAGGUCGAGAGGAGCCUUGUGGACACGUGGUUCUCAUUCUGGACAAGUACCUUCAGAAGUUGCCCUGGGAAAGCAUCUCCGUCUUGAGGUGUCGCUCUGUCAGCCGCAUGCCCUCUCUCCAGUCACUGGUUGCUUUGAGCGUUCAGAAAGAGAGUGAGCAUCAGUCUAUCCUGAAGCACGGCGUGGACACCACCAGCACAUUUUAUCUCCUGGACCCCGAUGGAAACUUGGGAAACACACAGCAGCAUUUCAAAGAGUUGUUUAGCAGUCAACCCAGCUGGGCCGGUGUGUGUGGACGUGCUCCCACAUCAGGCCAGUUGGAGGAAGCUGUGGCAACUAAGGAUCUGUACAUUUUCAUGGGUCACGGUGCAGGCGUACGCUUCCUCGACAGCCGGGCCCUCCUGAAGCGUCCCAUGAGAGCCGCCUCCCUGCUCAUCGGGUGUAGCAGCGCCGCUUUGACCGUGCGGGGGGAGCAGGAGGGACAAGGCAUCGUCCUCAAUUACCUCAUAGCUGGCUGCCCCUUUGUUUUGGGAAACCUGUGGGAUGUCACCGAUCGGGAUAUCGACCGCUUUGCUAAAGCCUUAUUGGAAUCCUGGUUGUCAUCUGAAUCUGGAAGUGCCUUGCUGGACUACAUGGGCCCUUCUCGACAGGCCACACACCUGAAACACCUGAUAGGUGCCGCGCCCGUUGUCUAUGGCCUACCGAUACAUCUGCAGUAGCCUUUUAUUAUUGUCUAGUACUGCCUUUUUUUAUCCGUAACAAAGGAAUGGUCAUUAAACUCUAUAGAGCGUUUUAUUGCACUUUUUAUUUGACCAAAGCUUGCUUGGUUUGUGCUACAGACGGUGUAGUGUAAUACUACACAACACAUAGUAUUUCAAUCCACAUUAUCACUUGAAUGUUUGGUUUUUGCUGUAUAUAUAUUACAGGUCACAUUGACUUGCAAUUUUACGUUUUUUCAGGAAAUAAAGCAACAUACAGAUUUCCAAUCAUUUUUACCCUUCAAUUGAGAACCCUUGAGUUUUGAGCUGUAGGUACCCAACGGUCCACAAGGCGGCGACCUCGCAUGUCUACGCUCAUUCAUGGAUUUGAACCGGAAGCAAACGACAGAGCGUCACACUCCCAACAUGGCGGUCAAUCUCACGGACCUGACUCUGCCUCAGCUAGAGGGUCUUAAAAGCCAAUUAGAUCAGGAGAUUGAGUUCCUCACAUCCUCGAUAGGUCAGCUCAAAGUCGUCCAGACCAAAUAUGUGGAAGCAAAAGAUAGUUUGAGUGCCCUCAACCAAAACAAUCAAG
Messenger RNA from Doryrhamphus excisus (bluestripe pipefish), 7161 nucleotides. RefSeq names its product extra spindle pole bodies like 1, separase (gene espl1). Gene Ontology annotation, molecular function: protein binding; cysteine-type endopeptidase activity. Gene Ontology annotation, biological process: meiotic chromosome separation; proteolysis. The record is from RefSeq and is a predicted model, not a curated record. NCBI's taxonomy places the organism in Eukaryota, Metazoa, Chordata, Actinopteri, Syngnathiformes, Syngnathidae. Gene Ontology annotation, cellular component: nucleus; mitotic spindle; centrosome.